AUGGCCACCUUUCAUGAUUAUACUGUCAAGGCAGAAUGUUUGGAGCCAUCAUCACUGACUUUUGCCCUACAGGCCUUGCUCCACCGUCAUGAAAGCUAUAUGGCUGAAGCGGAAGAGGAUCGUCAUCGUUUGGUCGGCAGCAUUGAGGAUCUAGAACGUGAAAAGCAACAAGUUCAAGCAGAAAAUGCGCGCAUCAUCGAAGAGAAUCGCAGUUUAUUAGAGCAACUUGACAGUCUGAAUCAAGCGGUCACCGAGUCUGACAACCAUGUGAAGUCCCUAACAGUUACUUUGGAGAAAACCGAGUCAGAUUUGCGAAGAUUGACAGUGGCUGCAACGCGGGCCGUAGAGCUCGAGGCGCAACUAGCUCUCAUGGAGACGGAGCAGUCUAAGCUCCAAGAAAGUCUUAUGUCGGUGCAGGAAGACGAGAAAUCGGCCGUCCAACGGUGGAGAAAAGCAGAGAGCACGCUGCGAGACCUUCACGAUCAAGUCGACCGUAUCGAGAGAGAGGCACGCGAGGAGAGGGAUCGACAUACUGAGCUCGUCCAACGCAUGGAACGUAAGAGGGAUGUGGAGCGCGAGCUAGACAAUGCAGCGGGACGUCUCAAGGGUGCCGCCGCAGCCUCCGAACUCAACCGCAAUGCAGGUGGUACAAACGUUGUCUCUCGUUUCGUUAAGGACAUAUUGCAAGACAACGCCAAUCUGCAGGUUGGGAUUAUGGAGCUACGCGACAUGCUUCAAAGCUCGAAUGAAGAAGUGCAAAAUCUACGGGAACAGGUUAUCUCUCAUCAGCCCCUGGCCGGCGUCGAUGGUGACAAUACACAGCCAAGGCCUCCUCCCAUCACGCUGAGCGAGGAGCUACGAGCGAAGGAAGAACGACGCGUCUCUCAGGAAUUGCACAUCCAUCAUCAUUUCCACACACCAACUCCAGCCCCAACUACGAAGAAGGAAAAAAGCACGCUCAACCGUCGCGUGAAGAAACGCCGCGCCGCUAUGGGAAGCCCGGCAGUGCUGCAUUCUGCGACGCGGGCCAACUCGCCUCGAAGAGCCAUUCAUCGCUCCCAGUCAUCUGGGUCCUCUAUGUCAACCAUUCUAUCGCAAACCUCUGUCUCCAUCCCACCCUAUUCAUCCUCCCGCCGCUGGUCCUCAAACUCGCGUGCUGGGGAUUCGCUGGCAAGCUCUCCUCGGUCCACGUUCCGGACGUCAUCGAUAUUUGAUCGUGUUGAACGUGGCCCUGAUUUCUCACAGUCUACCAGCCCUGAUAGCACCGUGUUCUCUUCCCCUUUGAUGCAGACACGGAACCUGAAGGGUCUUGAUAUGCCAUACCGCCCAGUCGGUGGCUUUGAUAAUCACGAUGCACCCGACGAUCUAUCUGCAUUUGAUAAUGAUUUCUACAGUCGCCAAGACUUCUUUAACACGGGGGAUAAUCUCAUAAGAGAGCCGGCUAUCCCCGAGGAGUCCGAACCAUCUCCACCAAUGUCAUACUUCUCGCCUAUGGGUGAACCACUGACGACCACUGAUGAAAUUUUUACUAUGCAUGUACAGCCAUCUUCCUUGCGCAGAUCUUCUUCCCAUGACAGCUUGCUCUCCAUCUCCGUUGCUGGGAUGGACAUUCAUACACCCACAAGUCGCCACAAGCGAAUGGGAGACUGGCAUCCCGGCAUGCGGAUCCCUCGGCGCAUUUUGUCACCCAGUGUCGAACUAGUGUUAACACCCCCGGUAAUCUCAACUCCGGCCGUCACAGCCGAUCGUGCAAAGAGCUCAGAGUAUACAUCCCAGUCAUUGCUUGCUUCCAUGGCUGCGGGAAACAGCACGAAGUCCGACACGGCAUCCGUUGUAUCCACCGACAGCACCAGCACCCACUCAACCGCACUUCAUGGGCCCGACAAAGUUAAGUUCGGUCGCCGCGUGGGAGGCUGGGUCCUAGGCCGUUGGGGCAUGGCACCGGUCUCAUCUGAGAGUGACUCGCAAGAUCCGACAGACUCAUCGAACACGUCUGUGACAUCGUCUUCUGCGUUUGAGCCCAAACCUCGUGACCCGCUAGCUCACCGCUUCAGAUUCCCAGGUGUGAAUCAGAAGGGCCCGAUAAUGGGCUUGCGCCCUCCACCUGCUGCUCCAAUCUCUAUUCAUGCAGAAAGCAUAGACGAGAAUCUGCUGCGAGAGAGUCUAGCUGAAGAGAAUAGCUAG
This is a messenger RNA of Penicillium roqueforti, 2184 nucleotides long. RefSeq lists its product as uncharacterized. Bases 1 to 2184 code for a protein of 727 amino acids. The transcript has a single exon. Lineage: Eukaryota; Fungi; Ascomycota; Eurotiomycetes; Eurotiales; Aspergillaceae. The record is from RefSeq and is a predicted model, not a curated record.